CAGCGGGCGCCUCACAAGAUGGCGGCGGGAGCAGCGGCCGUUGGAGGAGGCGGCGGCGGCGGCGGAGGGGGAGCCCCCCUGGCGGCCCCCGCCGAGGCCCGCUUCUCCCUCGUGGUCGUCUUCGGCGCCGGCGGAGGACGAGGCGGGCUCCGCGCGGCGGUCCUGAGGGCCGUGCGAGACGGGAUCCGUUCUUGGGACAUCGACUUGACUGCCUGCAACCUUGACCAGCAGCUGAAGCUCUUUGUCUCCCGCCACUCAGCCACCUUCUCCGAUAUUGUGAAAGGUCAGCGGGCUCUGCACCAUCGUGGAGAACUCCUGGAGACGCUGGUGCUGCUGAACCCUUCCGACAAGUCCAUCUGCAAUGAGCUCUGCAACCUGGUCACGGACCCUUCGCGCCACAAGCUGCUGAUCUUUGCUGGGCCCUGCAUCGAGGAGACGGGGGAGCUGGUCCUGCAGACAGGCACGUUCUCCUUGCGAGACUUCAUCCAGAUCUUCGCCGACAAAGAGGUUGGGGAGUUGCUCAGCUCUGCAGACCCAUCUGCCAGGACCAGCCUGACGGUCAUUUGCCCGGACUUUGGGGAAUGGAAAGCUUCCCGGCUGGGUCAGCACAACCUGUUGGACUUCAUUGACCUGCGCUUCAACCCGGGCCCCGUGCUGCCCGAGAUGGAGGGCCUGCAGGAGUUCCUGGAGUACCUCUCAGAGUCGCUGGACCCCCCGUCGCCCUUUGACCUCCUGGAGCCACCCAGCACCGUCGGCUUCCUGAAGCUGUCCCGCCCCUGCUGCUAUAUCUUCCCUGGCGGCAGGGGUGACUCGGCCUUCUUUGCUGUCAACGGCUUCAACAUCCUGGUCAAUGGUGGCUCCAACCCCCGCUCGUCCUUCUGGAAGCUGGUGUGCCACCUCGACCGCAUCGACUCCAUCUUGGUGACGCACGUGGGCACUGACAGCCUACCCGGCGUCAACAGCCUGCUGCAGAGGAAGCUGGCCGAGAUGGAAGAGGAUCCCUCCUCGCAGGGCUCGCCAAACGAGGACUCGGUGAAGAACCUCAUCUCCCCAGAGCUGGGCGUCGUCUUCCUCAACGCCUCCGAGAAGCUUAAGACCAUUGCCGGUGACUCGGGCGUCCUGAAGAGCUGUGAUGAGGCCAGCUUGGCGCUCCACUACCUGGACAAGCUGGGCAUCCAGCCCAGCCCACUCUGCAGGGACAGCGGCCCCAAGGUGGAGCCCACUGUCCUCUUCCAGAAGAUGGGCGUCGGGCGCUUAGAUAUGUACAUCCUGAACCCGGUGAAAGGCAGCAAGGAGCUGGAGGUCCUGAUGCAGCACUGGUGCGGCAACGGCUGCCCCCAGGGGCUGGAGCUGCCCCUGCACUGCGUGACCUCCAUCUGUGCCCUCCUGGUCUGGCACCCCGUCAGCCCCACAGAGAAGAUCGUCCGGGUCUUGUUCCCCGGCUGCACGCCCCAGAGCAAGAUCCUGGAGGGGCUGGAGAAGGUCCGGCACUUGGAGUUCCUCAAACAUCCGGUGGUCACCCAGAAGGACCUGGAGCCAGGGUCCUCCUUGGGCAGCACCCCACAAAGCCAGCAGAAGAGGACCACCAGCCAGGAGAGCCUCAAGUCUGGCUCCAGGCUGAGCCUCCCAGAGCCCAAGGAAAGGAGGGAGGCAAAGGCGGCCGGCCCCAGAGAGCGCCCCCUGGCGCCCAGCGAGACCUCAAAGGGCAGCCUGGAGGAGGAGCAGGCCAAGGAGACUCGUACCAAGGGGGAGCCGUCUUCUGCUGUGAGGCCCAAGCAGCUGAAGGAGAAGCCGGUGGCCAAGAAGGACACAAAAAAACCAUUGCCAAAGAAUGACGCUGCCCCCCCAGGAAAGGUGCCCAAACGGGAGGUGAAGGUGGAUCCCCCCAGGAGGGAGACGGCGGCCAAGAAGGAGGCGAAGGCAGAGGAGAAGGCAGCAGUGAGGCAGCCGAGUCGGGAGCUGAGGAGGUCAGCCAGCGCGGAAGCCAAGAGGCCCCCCACCAAGAUGGGCAGCUUCAAGAAGACCCUCCCCAGCCUCAAGAAGGAGGCGGAGAAGCCGAAAGCCCAGCCUUUGAAAGAGGCUCCUCUCAAGAUGCCCAGCGGCACCAAGGGGGCAGCAGGUGGCUUCUCAGACGGGUCCAAGUUGUCAACGGAGAAUGGGGCGAGGGAGGACUCUCAGCCAGAGGUCCUGGGGGCUGAGUCGACAGACGAGGGCAUCACUACAGCGGAGAGCGAGCUGGAGCCAUCGCCGCUGGAGUAUCCCGGGAACGGGGUGCUGGCGGCCCAGAACGGCCUGUGCACGGGGGGAGACCCUGAGAGCCCCCAGCCCUUCCGGCACCUGGAGGCCAGCUCUCCGCUGAGGGGUGCAGGCCCCCCAUCGCCACUGGCUAAGACCCCCAAGAGUGAGCGGAGCGUCAACUUUGAGCAGACCCCCACGGGCACGCAGGCAGGGCUCCACCCCGAGGGCGAGGAGGCUUGGGGCAGCUCCGAAGAGAAGACCCUGGAAAUGAUGUCUCCGGCCACCUCAGGCCCGGCCAGCGCCAGGCACACUCCUUUCCACCAGUCCCCCGUCGAGGACAUCGUCAUGGCCGAGGAGCCGGCGGCCCUGACCAACUCCUGGCGCCCGGACGGCUCUGCCACCGGGCUCCGUGUUUCGCGGGACAACUCCAGCUCCUCGCAGGAGAAGCCGUCGGGAUGCCUGUCCCCCGGCCUCUUCCGCGAUGACCUCCCGGACGUCUCGCCCACCAUCACCACGCCCUCACUGCCGGCCGAAGUGGGCUCGCCGCACUCCACCGAGGUGGAUGAGUCCCUCUCCAUGUCCUUCGAGCAGGUCUUGCCACCGGUCAGCGAGUUCCAGGAGGAAGCAGAGAACGUCCGCCCGGGGGGACUCACCCCAGAGCCGGAUGUGGGCAAAGGUGGCCUAUCCUUGCCCGUCCGGCCCUGCCACCCGCAUCACGCCCAGCGCUUGGACGGCCACUCCCUGGCACGGCACGCCCGCCGCUCUGACUCGCCCCAUGAUGUGGACCUCUGCCUGGUGUCCCCGUGCGAGUUUGAGCACCCCAAGUCGGAGCGCUCGCCCUCAGCCAACUUCAGCCCCCGGGACAUGUCGAACAGCAGUGACUUCUCCCAGGAGCUGACCAAGCCGCUGGUGGGCCAGCGAAAGGGCCCGCGGAGCCGCAAGCCCUACCCCCUGGCCGACGAGACCCCUCCCACGUCACUCAGCGAGUCGCUGCCCACCCUCUCGGACUCUGACAUCCCGCCCGCCACGGAAGAGUGCCCUUCCAUCACGGCGGACGGCGGGCUGGACUCGGACGACGACCCUGAGAGCCUGGUGCGGGCUCGCGACCCUCUUCCGGCCGCCCUGAAGGACCCCCUCCCGCUCCCCGCUCAGCCGGGCAUCUGCAUGGUGGACCCUGACCGAGAAGGGGCGGCCAAGGGCAAGAGGCCGGCGACCCGGGUGGGCUCCGCCCCACCCAAAGCAGACUCAGCCCCCAGAGGCGCGGCCCACAACAGCAGCCGCAUCAAGCCUUCCUCGGCCAGCGUUGGGGAGAGAGCCCGGGCGCCCGCUCUGAGCCGAAGUGAGUCGGCUGCCUCCCGUGCCAGUGGGGACCACCGGGCAUCCCUUGGACAGCGGCCAGCAAGUAGCAGGCCGUCCUUGGGGGCAGGCAGAGCAUGCCCUGCAGGUGCCAGGCCCAGUUCCGUGCGGCCCCCCGUCUACCUGGAGCUGGCCUACAUCCCGGGCUCAGCGAGUGCCCAGUGGGUGGACGAGGACUUCUUCCGCCACAUCCGGUCGCAGUGCUACGUCAUCAGCGGCGAGGACCACAUCAAGGAGGGCGUCAUGCGAAGGAUUUUGGACGCCCUCCUGGCCGGGAAGCAGCACUGGGCACAUGACACCCAGGUGACCCUGAUCCCCACCUUUGACUCCCUGGUGAUGCAUGAGUGGUACGCAGAGACGCUGGAGCGGCAGCAGGCGCUGGGCGUCACCGUCCUGGGCAGCAACAGCAUGGUGGCCAUGCAGGAUGAGACCUUCCCAGCCUGCAAAGUGGAGUUCUGAAGCCUCCCUCUCCCCCUUGGGGCACGUCUGUGGGGGGAAUGGGAGACGAGAGGGACCUCUGUGGGUACUGGGGGGCAGGGGUAGAGACUCCCCACCCCACACUAAGACACUUCCAAAGCCCCCCAGCAAACCUUACCCACACUGCUCUGUCUCUGGUCUGUUUGCAUGUUUCGCCCCUUCAC
Molecule: messenger RNA, 4235 nt
Organism: Podarcis raffonei (Aeolian wall lizard)
Lineage: Eukaryota; Metazoa; Chordata; Lepidosauria; Squamata; Lacertidae
Gene: MAP1S
Product: microtubule associated protein 1S
Exons: 7
Coding region: 19-4053 (1344 amino acids)
Biological process (GO): axonogenesis; regulation of microtubule depolymerization; microtubule cytoskeleton organization
Cellular component (GO): neuronal cell body; cytosol; synapse
Molecular function (GO): microtubule binding; actin binding
Source: RefSeq, a predicted model, not a curated record